UACUUGUAAGAAAAUGUAGAUUUUACAACCCAGGAGUUUUAUACAUAUGAAUGCUACACACAAUAAAAGAUAAAUGUAAUGUUACUAUUUAACGUAUAUCUAAUGUGAAAGAUUACGCGCGAUUGUUAAAAAAUAUCCUUGAUUGGAUCAGGACCCAUGUACUGUAAUACUGAGAGUAGUACUACUACUUCCUCUACUACGCAGUAUUUUCAUGUACUGCGCUGCCUUUGUCUUCAGUCAUUGUGUUUAUAGAUAAUUACUGAAGGCACCAUUAACAGUCAGAUUGUUUUCUCUGUCAUGCCGCCAAAGAGAGACUCUGGAACAAAUCCAAUACAACCACAAGUGAAGAUGAUCAAGAUCGGAGACGUUUCAGAUGCGCAUGGGUUUCACUGUGGGUCAGUGGAGGAUAAAUAUAGGGUGGCAGUUGAUUCCAGCCACUCACCGCUUCCCAACAAUGAGCCUGAAAUGAUUGACUUUGAUGAAGAAAAUCUUGCAAGUCCAGGCCUCAGGACAGACACCAUCAGCCUUCUCAUGAAAAUAGAGCAACUUCAGGCACAACUAAAAUAUGAACGCAGAUGUAGAAUUUUGGCAGAGAGGGAACUAAGGGAACUCAAAGAGAUGAACACCCUCAUGAUGCAGAUGAGGCACACAGCCCAUGAACUACGAGUCACUCUAGACCAUGUACUCCAUGGAGGUGAGGCAGCAGUUGUGUCACAAAACCCAGAAGAAAGCAUCACUUUCCUGACUGAACCGGAGAUGCAGUUGAGAACAGUUCAUGAUGUAGCAGAGGAUGAUCAUAGUUUCCUGUAUCUAUCUGAGAAUCUUCGAGUACCAAAAAAUCUCUAUGAGCGGGUGGCAGAAAUUUCAGACUACAAGAAGUAUGUUUCUGCAUUGCUAAUGAUACUUUUCGACAGAGACACUUUGGGCACACACUGUUUGCAGGGUCGGAAAAACAGCUUCACUGGAGAGGAUUGCCACAAGCCUCCACUCCCACCUGAGAUUUUGAAAAGCCUAAUGGAUCAUGUUGCAGACAAGUUUGGUGUCGAAAGCAACCAAAUAAAAACUGCAAUCCGCACAAAGUUGAACAAUGAGGACAAGCUAUUGAAGAAGAGACUGGGCUUGGGUAAAACUGAAAACAGAGCAAUAGCUGAGCAGACCUUUUACCAAGAUGCUUCCCUCCUGCCUGAAAGUGAUGCGAUGGAAAACGACUCUUAGUUCUAGCAGUGCUGUUGUAUUUUUCGUGACAAGAUGUGAAAGGUUGCCUUUUUUUUAAUAGAUGGAGUUUCUUCUGCAUUAAAACCAGCUGCUUUAAGUCAGUUGUUUUUUCAACACUGUGUGGAACUCGGUUUUUGUUUUUCUACUUUGACAGCUUGUUGUCGACUGUUUGUUAGAAACGUGUGACUAAAGCUAGGCCUUCAGUAAGACUAUAAAACAUCACAUCAUUAUCAUUACUAAACACAAGUGUUCUUAUUACAUUCGCCUUACUGUAAGUGGUUGUGGCUAAAUAAUAGGUCUGUCCAGUCAUUUUUUUCAUGCAUUUAUGGUUCCAUUUAGAUGGACUUCAUGUGUACAAGUAGGUUUGGAAAUUCUACUGUUGAUCACAAACUUUAAACUUAAACUUUAAAACAAAUGAUACUGUAUUUCUAGAUAGCUUAGUUGCAGUUUUACAAUAUGUUGUGAUAAAUAUUUCUUCCAAUUGAUUUGUUUUUAAUGUCUUUGUUGUACUUCAUUACGUAAGAGAUAAUAAACUUUUGGAACUGA
This is a messenger RNA of Melanotaenia boesemani (Boeseman's rainbowfish), 1761 nucleotides long. RefSeq lists its product as uncharacterized. Bases 298 to 1215 code for a protein of 305 amino acids. Gene Ontology annotation, molecular function: DNA binding. The record is from RefSeq and is a predicted model, not a curated record. NCBI's taxonomy places the organism in Eukaryota, Metazoa, Chordata, Actinopteri, Atheriniformes, Melanotaeniidae. The transcript has 6 exons.